This is a messenger RNA of Bombus impatiens (common eastern bumble bee), 7121 nucleotides long. RefSeq names its product mucin-3A. Lineage: Eukaryota; Metazoa; Arthropoda; Insecta; Hymenoptera; Apidae. Gene Ontology annotation, molecular function: serine-type endopeptidase inhibitor activity. The record is from RefSeq and is a predicted model, not a curated record. The coding region runs from base 141 to 5882 and encodes 1913 amino acids. The transcript has 5 exons.
AAAAAGAGAAAAAAGAAACGUAGACAGCGGGGAAAAAGGAAGAGGGAAAAGUCGAACGCACGCAGUGUUAAUCUUCGCAAGAGUAUUCCUUUAAAUCACGUUUUUAAUCGAGAUCGUACAAGAGGAGAAGCGUUAGAGAUAUGUCGUUGGAAUCGUCUCAUGCUACUUUGACGACACUCGUGCUGUGGGCAUGUUUAAGUUUCAGCCUGGCUUCGGAACGCCCACUUGCAGAAAGCACCACAACCGUGUUGCUGCCUAUGAAAUAUUUUAAAUCUAGGGCGGACACGUAUCAGGCAAUAUCGGGCAUAUCUAAAGAAUCGAAAGAUACGAAGAACCAGGUUGUUCGUGCAACGGGAAACAACAGGUCACCUGGUUCGGUCGCAGUCAAUUUUCAUCGAUUGCCACCGUCUCCGGCGAAUUUGCUGAAACCCGAUGGAUUUCAAUUUUACACGUACAACGAGAGAGGCGAUAUGAUCACGAGGCAAAUGACUAUGCAAGAGAUUCAAGCUUUGAUCGCGAGUGGAGGUCCGGAUCAUUCUAACACGGAGAUUCAAGAGCCCCAAAAAGCUGAGGAUAUACUUACGGGAGGAAAGAAGGUUAUGGACGUGGUGGAAAAAGUGCAAAGCGUACUGAAAAGCGCUAUGGAUAAACCGUUAUCGACGCUCUCUGGCUCGCACCCGAUGAUCCCAGAAAACGUAAACGUCGAGUGGAGCAAUAUUUUACCAGCUAUUUUAGCCGGUGACAAAUACGGAAAUAAGGUCGAAGAAAGCCACUACGUCGAAAAGCCAACAUCGAAACCGUCGUCAUCUGCCAGCUAUGUCAUACACAAACAGAAUGAUUCGGUUUCCGAUUCGUUCAAGCCUGACGUAAGUGAAACGGUUGCACAGGCGAAACCCGACGAUACUAACAAAUACACGAACGAACGAAACGAGCAAACCAAGAAGAACGGAACGCUGCCGACGAUUGCUACGAAACCUACGACUAUCUCUUAUACGGAGAAAUUAAUGAUCCCGGUAUCUGUCAUCACGACUGAGCAAAAUGUCGAAUUGAUGGCUCACAAUCGUUAUACCACUCAGAGUUCCAUUUUGCAUAAGGUGACUGGAGCGUCACCGUUGUCAGAAAGUACUACUACUUACGGAUCUAACGUUCGGGACGAAGAAAACCUGGCGUCCACAAGUGCUAUUACAAAACCAACAACCAUCGGCGUUUCUGUUUCAUCGACCAUAGGCGAGUCCAUCAAAAACGGUCACGAUAACAUCGGUCUAACGACGAGUGAAACGUUAGAGACAAAAUAUAAUACAUCGCACAUCGAUGAAACUGUUACCGAUCAGACCGAUUCGUUGGUAACACAAACGAAAACGAAACCAACGACCGAUAUUUCGAGCCAGGAAUACGAUAAAGUUCCAUUGAAAACGCAGACACCGUCCAUGAUGGAAGCGAAUCAAGUUCAAGACACUAAGGAACCGUUUAGCAAAUUGCCAUCGCAGUCUUCUCUACCGUUUACCAAACCGCCGUUACAAUUUUCUGUAUCUUUUACGAAAUUGCCACCGCAGUCUUUUGUAUCGUCCACGAGUACUCCUGCAAGUACAAAUAAAUAUAGAACAACAACAUUGGUACCAUCGACGACGAUACACGACACGGUAACCAAACCAAGUGAUCGCUUAAGCGAGCCGAUCGAGCCUCAAAAAUCUUCUCCAUCUAUGGAGCUGGUGAAUUCUUUAUCAAACGUGAUCAGUCAAAUCUCCAACGACGUUUCUCCCGUGUUAUCUUCCUCUUUCGGGUUCCAGUCGAUUCCCAGCGAAAACGAGGGAAAACGUAAUGACAGUUCUGAAAUUACAACGUAUCCUUCCACGACCAACGAUAACCGACUAGAAAAUGCGAAUAAUACGUCCGAAGAACGUAUACAGGAAUCGUCUAGCGAAAUGACGAUGAAGUUCGAUCCUGAUCACGAGAAGAUUUCUUCCAUUACUAUAUCCGCGCCGAUUGUAUCGACGAGUACGACAGAGCUCGAUAAAACGGCAAACGUUUCGGAUAUUUCGACGAAAUCUGAUAGCAUACACGUAUCGAGUGUUCAGACAAAUGCGACAGAGCCAACGACGAAUAUUAACGAGACACCGGUUACUAGUUCCAACUUUUUACAAGCGAUAGCGCUUAUCGAGAAUAUGCUUCAUACCGCCUCACCUGCAACGAAUAGACCCGUUAUCGAGACAAUCACCUUGCCGACCGAUUUAUCGGAGAAUUUGUUACCUAACACUGUAGCGAGCUCGCUCAUCGCUGAUUCUUAUUUAUCCAAUUCGAAGACAAACGAAACACAAGCUGUAUUCAAGGAGACAACAGUGUCAUCUGCUGAGAAGCUCAACUCAACAGAGACUGUUACGUCAAAUUCGGAGUUGUCUACAUCGGUUAACGAGGAUAGCACGAAUGAUACAACGAAGAAAGGUUCGACAAACGAGAAUGAAAUUUAUCGAACGUCGACAACAAAGGACGACCUGUUUACCGACCAGCAGAAAAUUGAAUCUUCGCUAUUAAAAAACGAACUGUCCACCGCUUCGGAAACUACGACAGCUUCGGUAGCGUCGUCUAUCCUUGAUGCUACUGUAAAAACUACCGUCGCGGAUGGAAUGUCAACUUCCUUCGCGAAUAACGCGUUUAACGAACAGACAUCGACUUACGAGACGACAAUAUCGAGUAACGAGGCUUCGACAAGUACGAACACAGGAACCAUAAUUGCGAAUGCUGAAAAUAUUACCGAGGGAGCAUCGCAGAACAAUGAUAAAACUUCUACAACAUACCUGGAAUACACGACAGAAACGUCGUCAGAACAAGACAAACAAACAUUUACGUAUCAAACCGUGAUAGAUGAAUUGUCGAAGAACUUGAGCGAAUCUAGCACGGUCAUCGCGAAUUUGUCUAACGCAGAGGAGCAUCCAGUGGAGAGUUCGACAGACAAAAUCGUACUGCAAAGUCCUUUAAAGAAAACUGAAGAGCAGACAAAGAAUGAUACGGUUCACACGAUCGUGAACCAACAGAAGAUCAACAUUUCGGAAAACACGACCAUGAACCAACACGAAACUGACAUCUUGAACAACGCUACUAUGAAUGAACAUAAAAUUAAUAUUUUGAACGACACAGCCGCGAACCAACACAAAAUUAACUUUUUGAACAACACAGCGGUAAACCAACAUAAAAUGAACAUUUUGAACAACGCAACCGCGAAUCAGCAUAAAACGAACAUUUUGAACAACGCAACCGCGAGUCAGCAUAAAACGAACAUUUUGAACAACGCAACCGCGAGUCAGCAUAAAACGAACAUUUUGAACAACGCAACCGCGAGUCAGCAUAAAACGAACAUUUUGAACAACGCAACCGCGAGUCAGCAUAAAACGAACAUUUUGAACAACGCAACCGCGAGUCAGCAUAAAACGAACAUUUUGAACAACGCAACCGCGAGUCAGCAUAAAACGAACAUUUUGAACAACGCAACCGCGAGUCAGCAUAAAACGAACAUUUUGAACAACGCAACCGCGAGUCAGCAUAAAACGAACAUUUUGAACAACGCAACCGCGAGUCAGCAUAAAACGAACAUUUUGAACAACGCAACCGCGAGUCAGCAUAAAACGAACAUUUUGAACAACGCAACCGCGAGUCAGCAUAAAACGAACAUUUUGAACAACGCAACCGCGAGUCAGCAUAAAACGAACAUUUUGAACAACGCAACCGCGAGUCAGCAUAAAACGAACAUUUUGAACAACGCAACCGCGAAUCAGCAUAAAACGAACAUUUUGAACAACGCAACCGUGAACCAGCAAGAAAUUAACAUUGCGAAUAAUACAAUCGUGAGCCAACAUAAAAUGAACAUUUUGAAUAACACAGAUGUGAACGAACUUAAUAUUUUAAAUAUUAAUAAAAUGAAUAUUUUGACUAAUACACCCGAGAAUCAACAUAAGAUCAAUAUUUUGAACAACACAACCACGACACCUCUCAGCGAUACGAAAUCUUCCAUUGUCUCGUCUACUCCUGGAUCGAUAACCACUGCUCUAAAUUCUAUCACGGAGGAAUCAAACGAGAUCAAAGGUAGCACGAUGAAUUCGGUAGAUUGGAACAGAUCGGAGAACAAAACAAAAAUUCCCAUUGAAAUAUAUUCGUACAAGAGUAAUGUCAGUAUGAAUAACUCAAUAGGAACGCAGUUGUUGGGAGCCGCAAGUAAAUUACACAAUAACGAGUCGCACAUAAAUCAGAAGAUGAAUGAUUCGCCAAGUUCGAUGUUGCAGAGCAAAACGAAUAACACGAGCAUAAAUCAGCACACGUGGCAGCGGAUAUCGUUGCACCAAGUAAUUCCAUCGUCGACAGAAUUCAUCACGGGAUCUACCACGUCGACGAAACACUUCGAGGCAUCGACAUCGACAAUGUCGACGAUGGUGGACGCGAGUUCGACAAAAUAUCCCUCAAAUUAUCAAUCGACUCCCGUGAACAAAGCGGAAUCGACUGUUUCCCUAAAUGCCUCGAAAAGCGUCGGCGGAUUGGAUACUAGCACGAGCAACGCGAGUGCCGAUAUUGUCAAUUUUUCGAGGCUUUGUAACGAACUAGCAAUUAAGUUUUGGGUCGCGGCGAACAGCGGAUUGAGUACUGGAAGAUCGCUCGUUCUUUCACCGUUUGGCAUGACUAGCCUGUUGGCGAUGAUCUUCCUCGGUGCUCGAGGAUCAACGUCAGACCAGAUGAACGAAAUACUUGGACUCGACAAUGUGGCCACUUUCAAUCCGCAUCUUAUUUUCCAGAACGUAACGGACACGGUGAGCUUGGCGAGGCACCAAGGUAUCGCGAACGCGGCGUUUGUCCGCGAAUUAUUUGCGGAUAAAGCUAAGGUGAGAAGAUUGUUGCCGUUCUAUAAGGAGCAAGCUCAACAAUUUUACGAAGGAUUGGUGACCGAAGUAAAUUUCGCUACUAUCAGUGAUCUCGUGCGUCGCCGAACCAAUCUAUUGAUUAGGAAACAGACUGGAGGUAGAAUAAAGGAUUUCGUGAAGAGCAACACGGUUCCUCUAAGAUCACCACUGGCUACAAUUUCAGCAAAUGUGUUUCAGACGGAUUGCAACACAAGUUCCGCGAGUACAACAGGUCGAGACGGGGAAUUAUACUUCGCUGUCUCAGCUGCUCAUAGAUUGAGGAAGUUGAUCCCCGUUCCGGCUACCGUUUGGCGAUCGAACGUUCUUGCCGGUUAUGAGCCCAGUUUGGAUGCGACUGUUAGUGCUAUCGGAAGUGUGGAUAAGCUCGUUUCGACCAUAUUUCUCGUACCAGGUCAACAAGGUCAUGCUGCACCCGGCGAUACUUUGGAUCGACUGGAACAAAGGUUUAUCAAAGAAGCUUUUCAAGAUGGAGCUUGGGAUAAGCUGCUGAAGGUUCUUAUACCUAGACCGAGCCUGGAAUUACAAGUACCCAAAUUUAGUCAUCGGUCCAUUGUGAACGCUACUGCUGCUUUGAAGAGGAUGGGACUCGAUCAGCUGUUUUCGACUAACGCUGACUUCAAAGGGAUCAAUGGAAUUGGAAAUCGUCUCUUCUUGUCCGACGUUUUACAGAUGAAUCUGUUCAGUACGUGCGGCGACGAAAACAUCGCUAAUGGACGACAUCACAUGGAAAUUUAUCCAGCAAGUCCUACUUUACGAAAUUCUCGACACAUCGACGAACAAACAUUCCGUAGAAUAAGACGGACAGUCAAUAUGGAGCCGGCAAACUAUCGUACAGUUUCGUUCAAGGAACGAAUGAGAACUGUAGAAAGAUCAGAAGAGAAACCGAGAUUGAAAUUGGACCAGCCGUUCCUUUAUUUCGUACGCCACAAUCCAACGGGUCUCAUACUUCAUAUAGGCCGUUUCAAUCCUAGGUUAAUAUAAAAUUAGGACGUAAUGCUAGCUUCGUCUCUAUGUAAUACUUGUGUAGUUAACCUCGCGUAUUCUUAUAUACAUAUACUUUCUUAUAUACAUAUGUAUAAUCGCAUUAGAUAUUUCACGCGAGUGUUGCCACAUUUAUUAUCUUUAACCCUUUAGUAGUGUAAUCUGAGAGAGAUUCAGGCAUGCCGUCGAAUAACGCAAUUAUUAAUAUUUAUUUCGUCCAAUGAAAAUCCGAACGUAUGUAUCUUUUUUGUAUUUGAUAGAGUAAGGUAGGUCUAUUUGAUAUUUCAGUCAAGUGCGAAAUUCGGAUAUGAACAAUUUUUAAGCGAGUGUGUCACUUUAGUGUGUCAUUUUAGCUAAUCGUUAUUAGCUUAGUUUUAGUGUUUUUUUUAUUUACAAUACGUUCAAUCGACUGAUUUAGGGAGACAAGAAUUCCAAUAUAAGUGACGAAUGUUAUAGCGUAAUGUUGCUUAUACUAUUUACUACAUACAGGAUGAUUUUAAAGUCGCGGUACGCCCGGGAAAGUAAGUUAAAUAUAUACAAUUGAUCUUUUUCGUACGAGGGUUCGUUUUCGAGAAAACGAAAUUCGAAAGUUUAAGUAUACCUGCACUUCGAAAUCGUCCUGUAUAAUUAAUAUAAUAUCGUCGGCGACGAUUUAAAUAAUAAUCUAUGAAGCAGUAUCACAAAUGCUCGUGUGUUACCAUCAGGAAACUUAGGAGUUUCAUAUCCAAAUCGCAAUUCCAAACUGAUCAUAUCGAAAAUGCAAUUUAACCAAGUUUGAGCAAUUCCUUUGUUGGCAAAAUUCUUGUAAAAUCUUUACUGUCACGAUAUGCAUAUGUUUGCCAAGUCAUAUUCAUUAAAUUAAUUUAAAAUUAAUUCAGAAAAUGCUCUCGCGACGCGUUAUUAAUAUCAUUGUUCUCAUUAUAUAUAUAAUGUAUUCAAUUUUUAUUGCAUUGGAUACCUAACCCUCCUGCGCUCUUUAGGUUAUUUUCGACUGAAUCUUAUUUUUCUAUCGUUACAAAAAUUCUUAAGUGUGUAGGAAAUAAGAGACAAUCGUCGUUAACGUAUGUAAUUUCAAUGGUAUUCUAAUUAUUUUCUUAAAACAUUAAAAGCUCUUUUCCGAUUGGAACGAAAGCGACAUCAAGAUAUGAGAAACUCGAAGAUUGCAGCAGGGUUAACUUACGCGUCUAUGUUGAUAACGACGAUAACAAUUAUGUUUUAAAUGCAAAUUUAUUUUGUUCA